CAAUUAUUAUUUAUUAAUUAUUUUUAAAACAAAUUAUAAGUUUCAAUCUUUUUCAAUUAGCAAAGCAUAGUUAGCUCGCUUUAAAAUCAAGCAAUAUUAAAAAUCAUAAGUUAAUUUUUAGUUAUUAAUAUGAGUUUAGAUGGAAACGAAAAUAUAGCAACUAAAACUAUGAACCUGCCUAUUUAAGAACAUUUUUAUAAACUUGAAUGCAUGAUUGAAGAGUUAAUUAAUGAUAUUGAAGAAAAUGAUAAGUAGAUUUAAAUGCUAAAAGGAGAUUUUUUGACAUUAGGGUAUGAGAAUAAUUAAUAGAAUGGAGAUAUUAGCUUAUUUGUAUAAGAUGAAAUAACUCGCUUAGGAAAAGAAAACUAAUAGUAAAUUUUAUCAAAUUAAGAUGAAAUAAGCGAAAUAAAAUAAAUCAUUAAGAGAGUUAAGGAACUCAAAAAGAGCGUAGGUUAAUAAGUGGUUAUAAUCGAUCAUAGAGUCUAAGAAUUAGAAUCAAAUAUAGGUUUUAAAUAUUUCUUUGAUCCAAAUUUGCCUUCAGACGAAGUUUAAGAUCCAAGAUAGAAUAAUGUUUCACCCAAAUAGGCUCAUUUUGAAUAAGAAAAUCAAGAAUAUAACUAAGAUAGUGAGGAUUAUCAAGAUAAUUAUGAUUAAGAAUAUUGA
Messenger RNA from Tetrahymena thermophila SB210, 663 nucleotides. RefSeq lists its product as hypothetical. The transcript is spliced from 2 exons. The record is from RefSeq and is a predicted model, not a curated record. Lineage: Eukaryota; Ciliophora; Oligohymenophorea; Hymenostomatida; Tetrahymenidae.